AUGCAAACAAUUACAGAGAAUUUUUAAGGCUAGGCAUACAACAGCUAUUUGAUUGUGAAAUAAAAUGCCACAAUUACUAAUAUAGACUCUUCUAAUUGCUACCUGUAUAGAUCAGUUAGUGAUGCAAACUAUGAUCUUAACUUUGUAAAUACGUUUCUCUCAUAGGACAACACUUACUAUCAUGAUAGGUCACGAAAUGUUUUUUAGAAUUUAGCUGCAGUUUAUUUUAUUUUAUUUGCUUUACAAAUUAUAGUCCUCAUAGCUAUUGGUUAUAUUUAUAGUUAAAAAGAUAAUUUUUAUGAGAUUGACACGGGCGUUAGCUUUGUUGAAAAUAGUUCAAGUGUUGUAAACUAUUAUUUAGGUACUAUCUUGAUGCCAAUACUUGUUAUUGACUAUAAUUCAGACUGUCUAUAGAAUCAUUUUACCUUCUUUUAUAUUGAUCCUUUCUUUCCCUACUAUUUCUCUAUAGUGAUGAUGAUUAUAUUAGUAGUCAUGUUGGCUUUCUGUUGUCAUUAUAGGGUAUCUAUGCCUUUGCUUUUAAUAGCUUGUAUGCCACUUGUAUUUAAAGAAUGUGAUAAAAAAAGUGAUGAUGCCUGUGGCUGUUUUUUAUUUUUUCUCUCCAUUUUUCUAAUAACAUUGAUCUUUUAUCCAACACUUUACUCAAUAUUGAACAACUAAGUAUCUAUUACAUUCUCUAGUAUUUUAAGUACCAUCGUUUGUUUUUUAAGUGGAGUUAAAGACUGUUUCAGAAAAAAGGGAGAGAGAAUUCCAACUUCAGACAAUAAUUGA
Molecule: messenger RNA, 789 nt
Organism: Tetrahymena thermophila SB210
Lineage: Eukaryota; Ciliophora; Oligohymenophorea; Hymenostomatida; Tetrahymenidae
Product: transmembrane protein, putative
Exons: 1
Source: RefSeq, a predicted model, not a curated record